This is a messenger RNA of Cololabis saira (Pacific saury), 6871 nucleotides long. RefSeq names its product mucin-2-like. The transcript is spliced from 5 exons. The record is from RefSeq and is a predicted model, not a curated record. Bases 139 to 4629 code for a protein of 1496 amino acids. Lineage: Eukaryota; Metazoa; Chordata; Actinopteri; Beloniformes; Belonidae.
GACAAAGUGUGGAGUAACUUGCAGAAAAUAUCGAGUUAAACCACUCACCUGGCUGGGAAAUAAAAACUUUGAGGAGUUUCAAAGUUGUCCUUUUAAUUUAUUUUUUUUAUUCUCAGCCUAUUUGGGGUCGGCGCCGCCAUGGCUCUGUCCCAGGUCCAGUGUCUGGAUGAUAACCACAUCAACCCGCGGAUGCACGAGUCCAAGCCCGAGUUCUUCUACUGCGAGGAGCAGCGUGUGGCCCUGGAGGCGCUGCUGGACGGCGGGCGGGACGCCUUCUUCCAGUACCUGGAGAAGCGCGACCUGCGCCGCUUCCUGUCCGACCCGGAGCUGGACACGCUGCUCCGGGCGGCCGAGCCCUUCGAGCCGGGCUCGGAGCAGCUGUUUCUCCGGGGCGAGGACGAGGACGAGCCGACCCCGCUGUCGCUGCGCUACUGGCCGGAGCUGUCCGACACGUCCCUCCCGCGCAUGGAGCUGGGCUGGCCGGACUGCGAGGCCUACCGCGGGGUCACCCGCGCCGCCGUGUACGCGCAGCCCCCCGAGGAGGGCCAGGCGCACAUCAAAGAGGUGGUCAGGAGGAUGAUCGCUCAGGCCCAGAAGGUAAUAGCAGUGGCGAUGGACGAGUUCACUGACGUCGACAUCUUCAGAGAUUUACUAGAUGCUGCUUUCAGAAGGAGGGUGUCUGUUUACAUCCUGCUGGAGCGCUCAGCGCUGCCUUAUUUCCUGUCCAUGUGUCAGAGGGCCAGCAUGCAUGCUGGACACCUCAAGUAUCUUCGGGUUCGCUGCUCCGAAGGUGAAGAGUUCUUCACUCGAAGCAGCAGAAAGGUCAGAGGGCGAAUGAACCACAGAUUCAUGUUCAUUGAUGGAGACAAAGCCUUGUCUGGGUCAUACAGCUUCACAUGGAUGUCGUCCAGGCUGGAUAUAAAUCUCGUCACCGUGGUUACGGGCCAGGCUGUGGAGGCCUUUGACCACUUGUUUCGCUUCUUGUACAUGACUUCCAGUCAUGUCGACCUCCGGCAAGUUACAACAGCGCCUGAGCCUGAGCCGGACCCCCGGCACGAGCUUUCCUCUGUGAAGACUACUUCUGCUGCUGUUGCCAAGAGACUGAACACUCCCAUAUAUGCUCUGGUAGCUUUGAGCAGCCCCACCACUUCUGUUGGCAACAAUAAUGUCAAAGAGAACUCGAAGGAGGAGAGCCAAAGGAAAGUUAAAGAGGAGGCUGAAAAGGUUGCUCCUCCCCUCCAUCCUGGGCUAGCAAAUCUAGAGAAAGCAUGCUUAAUGACAUACCUGCCCACCUGGCCAGAACCUGACCCCCCAAGUGAUGUAAUAGGGUUCAUUAACAUUCGGGAUACCAACAAACCGAUUCAAGUCCAUCUGCAGCGCUCUGAGAUGUUUGAAACCAGCCAAGCAAUCAGGUUUAGCAGUCCAUUCAGCAAGCCACAGGAAGAUUUCCCAGAGGUCGCAAAGCCCAGGCAGCUACCUGCAGAAAAUGAAGCGAUAACUAAACUCCAGCAAGGACAAAGUAAAUUAAAAGCCGAACAGCUGGUAGAACACGGAGAACAGCCGGCACAGGAGUGUGAACUCGAAAAUAAAGACAAGGGACUUGAACAGAAAUCUCCCCCAUGUACCCAAAACUUUGAACUUGACAAGGACAAAACUGAGAAUAAACUCAAUUUAAAUACAGACACAAACCCAGAUGUGGGUCAGAGUAUAUCUUGCGCCAGUGCACAUACACAACCCCUUUCAAGUAGCGAGACACGCUCAGUUAAUUGCGAGAGCCCUUCACACAAAGCCCAAAAUGUCAGCCCUACAACUGGCUCAUCCCCAGAAUCAAACAGUGACAAAAAAGACAAAACUGUAACCAACUUAAAAACACAGAGCACUUUUGUGUGCAGAACACACACCCUGGACUCGGGCAGUGCAAACACCUCUCAACUGUCUGAUCCCACUGCCUCAAACACAGAAGAAACACAAGAAACACAAGAAACGUCUACGGUGUCACAUAAGGAUUCAUACACAAAGCCUGUUAACAUGCAAGCUGAAGUCGCCUCUGAAAUGACUCAUCACCUCCACACUCCCAGCGUCGACACGCUCAUUCCCACCUCCGUUGCUUCUGCAGUGCAUUCUGAGGCCUCCACAUUGCUCUCCAAAAGUAACCCCAUAAAAACGGUGCCCUCGAGCACAGCUACUAGUCCUGACACCUCUCUUCCCUCCACUCCCUCCCCGUCUUCCUUUCUUCCCCCUGUCGCUUCUUUCGAUAAAGUAAACCCCCCCCUUUCUUCGUCUUCCUCCUUUAAACCUUCUUUUCCAACCACAGCCCCUCCCAUCCCAAAACCUCGUACUGUCCUGCUGGUUAUCAAAGACAUUAGCGUUAGCAAUGGUCAUCCCCCGGAAGAGAUCAGUGUUGUUGGGAAGCCUGAGGCCAAUGCAGGGCAACAGGUGGUCCAAAGUGGGCCUACGGUGCACACAUCUCCAGUAGAAGAGCCUGAAAGUGCCUCAAAGUUGCGAGACAACAGUAACUAUCAAACAGAAGAUUUAAAAGACAGAGAAAACGCAAAUAAUCCCAAAGAAACUAACCAGGUAAAACAUGGCAUGAUCGUUCAAGAGGUGAUGGGUGAGGAAGUUGAUGUAGGACACGAUUGCAGCUCAAAAGCACAAUCAGAACUUCAAACGUGGUCGGAUGAUGUCAUCACUGGUGCACCGAAGACGGCCAGUGUGGACUUUCAAAAAACAAUCCCUAAAGAUGUUAAAUCCAACACUUUGACAUCAAUUGAUCCCAUCCCAGAGACGGACUGUGCGGCCGAAGCACCGACAGAUACCAAAACCUCAGAAAAAGUCCUGGCAGGCUGCACAUUUGCAAAAGAACCAAACGGGACAGGCUGCCAAAUUUAUUUCGCAAGGGCUCAUGAAUCUCAGAGAAUAUCAUAUGGUAAAUUAACUUCAAAUAAAUAUGUGUUAGAGAGUGAGAAAUCAAUAAAAGAUUGUAUUUACAAUUCAUCACACAACCCAUAUAGAUCCACAGAUGGUGCUGAUCUCAACAUGUUCAUAUCUGGUGCAGAAACACUCAGUCAGGAUGAUAAACAGCUCACAGACCACAUGGUAAAUAGUGGAAACCAUAACACAGACAGCACCUCUCACGAACAAACUCUGAAAGCACGAGGAGGCACCCACGCUCCUGGAGAAGCAAUUUGUGGACACAUCCCUGCUACACGUGAACUGGUCUUUAGUUCACUGAUCCCCAGGCAAGAAUUGCCCACACCUGCUGUACGAACUCCCUCUUCUGAUGGAGUUGUGUCACUCCCUAGGCCAGACUCACUAGCAAUCCCAACGGACCCGGAACCACACAAACCAGACUUAUUAACACCUGCAUCUGAUAUUAGUGAUGGAUACAUGUCACCAAGAGGAGAAUCCGCACUGUCCAGUACAUCUGAAGAGUAUUAUGAAUGUAGCAACUCUCCAUUGCUUGAGUCUAUUGUUGAUCAAAGAGGCUGUGACAAGCAUGCCCCACACUCUAAAACUCCUUAUGCUACCAACAGUGGCACAAGUCCUGCAUCAGUCCUGAAUUAUAGCCUUGAUGCUGCAACGUUAGACCAGGACACGUCUUCCAGUGAAGGAGAGACUUUGUCGGCGACUUCUGGAAGAUCUUUUACUUCUUUAAUUGAGAUUGUUGGACAAAAGAGUGAGCCAGAGGACACAAACGAAAACACUGGUAAAGCAGAGGAACAAAACGCAGCGGACACAGAAAGUGAGGUGGCGCAAAGAGUUAUGGAACGCUUAAAACAAUAUGGUGCUGCAGCAAAGUCGAUUAAAUACAAAAGGCCCCAGGCUCGGGAGAUUCCUGCAGCAGCAGCAGAUGGGCCGGCUGACGGAGGUGUUAUUGCUGGAGAACCUAACUGUCAGGGAACGACGCCGGAGCUAUUGCCUGCUGCUGAUCUUAGACAGGAGAUGGUUUCUUCUGAGAGAGAAAGGCCGGGCAAAGCAUCCUCGUGGCGGGAGAAGACACAGCUACACAAGUCUGUGAAUACUUUCACCCCCAAACUCCAGCGACGUCAGGAGCAGGACGGUGGGGCUCCUUCGUCUUCCCGGGCCCCGAGGUUCACUCGAAGCCUCUCGGCCUCUAAUUUUUCCGAAGCUCGUCCUUCUGGAAGCCGCGGGCUGAACCAAGCGGAAAGCAAGGGCCUCCACAGUAGCGUCACGGCCUUGGACGGUGCAAUAUCUCCUCGCAGACCAGCAUCUCCUCGCAGACCACCCCCUUCAGGAGCAGCGGGUCCUGCUGGUCCUGCGACUGGGCGGAAGCAGGUCUCCCCCAGUCAGCAAGGUCUCCCCCAACGGCCGCCUGCAGUCCCGCAGAUCAAGGCAAGACUUGGUCAGCCACAGAGUCGGACUCCUUACCCCAAACCCCCGCCCUCCUUUCUUCACACGCACUCGAACCGGCAGCCCCAGGUCCCACCUCAGUCCCCGACACAGGUGGAGUCUGCACCGGAAGCACAUGAGGAGAAAGGAAGGAGGGGUUCUUUUGGCUUAACCUUUAGCGGGUUUAAGGGCCUGAAGGACAAAAUGAGCAGAAUACCAACCGUGAGCAAGAGGGACUCCCGCUGCCCUCCAGCAAAGGGACGUAAAAGCUCCAGCUAGUGUCACGCCGUCAGCCAUUCUGCUAUGAGUUUUUCUAUAACUGAUGCUCAUCAGCAGCUGCACAAGACGAUGCUUAUCACAGGGACGGGCAAAGUGUGAUAUUUCAUUUCCUCGAAACGUAAUUUUGCUGAAUUUCACACUUUUACAACUCUUCUCGUGCUGACAUCAAAUGUCUUACAAGCUGGACUCAAAAAUACUUCCUUCAGGUGGUCGUGACCACCUACAAGAAUUGUGACUAACGAGACUGCUUGCAUAGUUGUUUUUUUUUGUUUUUUGAUUUAGAAUCAAGCUAAAUGUUAUCAUCUCAUUAGCUCAUAACACGAUAAACAAGCUGUUUUCAACAAAACCAGCAUAUUAUAUGACUCCAUCUCAAAGAAAAGCAAUAGUUCCUUCAACUUUGCAAUGGUUAAACAUUACCUCAGUGUUUUCUUAUUUGUCACUUCACUCAUUUUGGGAUGGUGUAAUGUGAAUUCUCUCUCUUAUUGUAUUUGUAAGUAGAUUCUGUGCAGUGGACUCCCUCUGCAUCUGCAGGAGGGCAGUUGUGUUGUGAAAGACAAUCUCCACUUGGUCUUUUGCAUGUAUAUACACUUAGUGAAGAUGCCAAUAAGUAAACAUUCAAAUGGUUUAACAUCACAACUAUUUUCCAUUGCAAAGAACAUGAAAGCAGUGUUCUUGUAUCGUUUCAGAUGUUAUUUUUGAUGCCUUCGUUUUAGCUAUUUAGUGUCUUUGCAUUGUUUGAUGUAUGUGACGGGACUAACGCGUCCAAGCUGCAGAUUUCAUCUUUCUUUACACCUAAUUCCAUUUAUGUUCAAAAUGCUUUUGGCUCGGAAAGCAAAGUCACCGUCCCUCUGUGACUAAAGCAAAGAAGAAAUCGUGUGUGGAGAUGAGCUGAAUAAAUUGAGGCCGGGUAGUGCACUGACUUUUUAAUUUCUAUCUGUAUUUAUUACACAGGAUAUGAAAUUUAAAAAAACAACAACAAAACAUUUAAACUGUAAAGUCUGGCCCUGUUUCCUCAGUGCACUGUUGCUUCACUGAGUAUUAAAGUUUAACUAAAGUACAUGCGAUUGGUCCGUGUUCUACUUUAUUAGUUCCUUCUCUGGACUUUUCGUAAUAACUUUAUCAUUUUCAAGAAGAACAUAAAGUUAAGAUGACUGUCAUGUCAAUGACAGUUACUGUUGCUUACAGUUUUAUUUAUAUAUGCUUCCGCUUGGGGACGUCAUCAGGAGGCACGGCAUCAACUUUCAUAGUUAUGCUGACGAUACACAGCUGUAUAUCGCCGUGUCUCCUGAAGACACAAAACCAAUUGAUACCCUUCUUAACUGUAUUUUAGAUAUAAAGUCAUGGAUGGGAGAGAACUUUCUACAGCUCAACCAGGACAAAACAGACGUUUUAAUUAUUGGUCCUGAAGCCAAGAGAGAGAAACUUUUACCAAAACUACAAGGUUUGAAACCAUCACAUUGUGUAGAGAACCUGGGUGUUAUUUUUGACUCUGAGCUGAAUUUUAUUCCUCAUAUCAAAAACACAACAAAAAUAGGUUUUUACCACCUUAAAGGUAUUGUGACAUGAAAAACACAUUUUUCUUGAUUUUUUGUGUUUUGUUGGGUGUCUUGACAUCAAUUACACCUAAAAAACAACAAACUUUUAACAUUCAGUGUAUUGUGUGCUUUCUGGGAUUUUCCGCAUAACUAUGCAAAAACGGCGCAUCUGGUUUGGUGGCGGAACGUGACGCCACGGCCCGCUAAAUCACCGCCCCCUCCACCCAGCUCCCUGCCUCCUCUCCUCUCCAGCGCACUAUAAAGGCUGAUUUAUGGUUCCGCGUUACACCGACGCAGAGAGACGCGCACCGUACGCUGAACCCUACGGCGUAGGCUCUGCGUCGAUUUAACGCGGAACCAUAAAUCAGGCUUAACACGGAGCUGUUUACAGCCUCUUUUGUUCUAAUCAUCGGAGGAAAACUGCUAAGAAGACCCGCGGCCACUGACUGGACUUUAGAUAAGGGGACACUGCUGCUUGCAUGCCUUUAUUUUUAUGAUUGUUUGCGGUGGACUGCUGCUUUUCCGUGCAUGCUUCGCCUGUCGCUCCCGGCUUAACUCUCCGACGCCGCUGUGAGCGUAUGGCUUGCGGGGAGCUGCGGUCCUCUGGUCCCGGUUGGACUUCAUCCCCGGGCUGUAGUCGCCCUGUCUGGGCUAUGUGUGUGGGUGUUUGUGGUUCGGUGUCCGCGCGUAUGUGUGGAGACGGCAGA